UUCAUCUCCAAACAUCACUCACUCCCAUUUGAACUUACAGGAAGCUCAACACACAGCUUCCAUAUAAUUUUACAACAAUGGCGUUUGCUUCCACUUCAAGUUCAAAUACAAUUUGUACAAACCUUAUACCCACUCACUCAUUAUCAUCUUCAACAAAAAAAGGGUUCAAUUCAAACCCCUUUUCUUCAUCUUCAUCUUCAACUUCGAAUUCAUUCUCAUUUUUUUCGCGUAAAUAUAAAACUACAAAACCAACAAAAUGUGCUCUGCAGUCACCUCCAAGUAUGAAUUUCACCAAACCAUCGGCCAACUCAUGGAACCUGUUGCAAAAAGCAUCAGCCAUGGCAUUGGACGCGAUCGAAAACACGUUACUUGAACGCGAAAAGAAACACCCGUUACCGAAAACGGUCGACCCGAAUGUCCAAAUCGCCGGAAACUUUUUUCCGGUACCUGAGACGCCGGUGCACCACUGUCUCCCGGUGGAGGGAACAAUCCCGGACGAUAUCGACGGAGUGUACUUGCGAAAUGGGGCUAACCCGAUGUUCGAGCCGCCAUCCGAUCACCAUUUGUUUGAUGGUGACGGAAUGAUUUACGCGGUAAAGUUCGAUAACGGCUCAGCGAGUUACGCUUGCCGGUUUACAGAGACUCAGAGGCUCGUUCAAGAACGUGCGUAUGGUAAACCGGUUUUUCCGAAAACUAUUGGUGAACUUCAUGGGCAUUCUGGUAUUGCUAAAUUGUUGCUGUUUUACGCACGCGGAUUGUGUGGUUUGGUAGAUCAUAGCCAAGGCAUUGGCGUGGCGAACGCGGGUUUGGUUUAUUUUAACAACCGGCUUUUAGCUAUGUCCGAAGAUGAUUUACCGUACGAAGUACGGGUCACCGAAACCGGUGAUUUGAAAACCGUUGGUCGGUUUGACUUCAACGGGCAGUUGAAGUCUACCAUGAUUGCUCACCCGAAAGUGGACCCAGUUUCGGGUGAGCUUUUUGCGCUAAGUUAUGAUGUAAUAAAGAAACCGUAUUUAAAAUACUUUCGAUUCAGCCCUGAUGGACACAAAUCUGAUGACGUGGCUAUUAAUUUGGGGGGACCAACUAUGGUUCAUGAUUUCGCGAUCACGGAGAAUUUUGUUGUGGUGCCGGACCACCAGGUGGUUUUCAAGAUGUCGGAGAUGAUCACCGGUGGGUCUCCGGUAGUGUAUGAUAAGGAGAAAGUUUCACGGUUUGGUGUUUUGGAUAAGUACGCCGGUGAUGAUUCCGGGAUCAAGUGGUUUGAAGUUCCCGAUUGUUUUUGUUUUCAUCUUUGGAACGCUUGGGAAGAACCCGAAACCGAAGAAGUGGUCGUGAUCGGGUCGUGCAUGACUCCGGCGGACUCCAUUUUUAACGAGAGUCAUGAACAAUUGAAGAGUGUUUUGUCUGAAAUUAGACUUAAUUUAAAAACUGGAGAAUCCACUCGCCAGGCGAUCAUUUCGCCGGAAAACGACGUCAAUUUGGAAGCAGGGAUGGUGAAUAAGAACCUUCUUGGCCGGAAGUCGAAAUACGCAUACCUUGCGAUAGCUGAUCCGUGGCCGAAGGUUUCCGGUUUCGCUAAAGUGGACCUCUCUACAGGAGAAAUAACAAAAUUCAUAUACGGCGACGAAAAAUACGGUGGAGAGCCUUUGUUUCUUCCCAGAGAGACAAACUCGAAAUCUGAAGACGACGGCCACAUUUUGUCGUUCGUCCACGAUGAAAAAACGUCGAAAUCGGAGCUUCAUAUCGUCAAUGCAAUCACAUUGCAGUUGGAAGCGACCGUGAAGCUGCCAUCGAGGGUUCCCUAUGGUUUCCAUGGCACAUUUGUGAGCGUCAAAAGUUUGGCUACCCAGGCCUAAAAGACCUAUUAGAUAGAACAUAUUAGUUAGGGCUGUAUAACAAUAAACCCUAACUAAUAUAUUCAGUUUAUAUGA
This is a messenger RNA of Helianthus annuus (common sunflower), 1931 nucleotides long. Its product is annotated as 9-cis-epoxycarotenoid dioxygenase NCED1, chloroplastic. The transcript has a single exon. Gene Ontology annotation, biological process: carotene catabolic process. Lineage: Eukaryota; Viridiplantae; Streptophyta; Magnoliopsida; Asterales; Asteraceae. The coding region runs from base 78 to 1856 and encodes 592 amino acids. Gene Ontology annotation, cellular component: chloroplast stroma. Gene Ontology annotation, molecular function: carotenoid dioxygenase activity. The record is from RefSeq and is a predicted model, not a curated record.